AGGUAGGUGCGCAGGAGUCCCGCUAAGAUCGCCUACAGCUAUAUAAUUCACUAUAGCAGGGUUUCAGGAGAAUCAUAGUUGGAGAAGCCACGUGGGAUACUAAAUUUAGUACGGUUUAAUAUGGGAGUCGUGGAAAAUAUGUGAGACUCGACACCAAUGGACAAACUAAAUUAUAUUAGGAUUCAAGAAGAUAGAUUGAAUCAAAUGAAUUCAUCGUCAAUCCCACCACCGGGCAUCAACCGGAUCCGAAGAUCGGUAAACGUAGCGUGACAUUUUCGCCUGAGAGGGUAGUAAUGAGUAUAUUCCACGUGGAAGCCAUGUGCUCGGGGACCCGGCUGAAAGGAAGCUUUUUACGCAAUUUUCAGGGGGUGCGGAAUUAAUCUUCCGCUAGAGUCCUAAUCAAGGUGUCUGUAGCAAGGGGUUAUACAAGUGCCUAUACUGACGUCUGGUCGUUAUGGUCUGUGGCCACUUAAUUUAGCCGGUCGUAGUUGCUCUCCAACUCAAGGCAUAGAGAUUUUGUAUAAAAUCCACGUUAGGAAUGGCUAUCAAGUCAAAGAUAAGAUAUCAUAUCAUCAACAUCGAUACCUCUUAAGUCUUAGCCAUUCCAAAUACAAAGCUUUCAUAAUGCUCGGCAGCAAGCUUCUCCCUCUCGCUACGCUUUUAGGCGCAUCUGUGGCCCAGAAUGCCACUCUUCGAUAUAUGCCGUUUGGUGACUCCAUCACCGAGAUUAUCUGCUGGCGUUCAAAGCUUUGGCAGAAGCUGAAGUCCACCGAGUGGGGAUCCGUGGACUGGGUCGGCUCUGGGAAAGGAGAUUUUAACUGCGGAGACAACACGUACGACCGCGACAAUGAGGGUCACUCAGGGUUCUUGGCCAUCGACAUUGCCAACAAGAAACAGCUUGUCGGAUGGCUCCAGACCAACCCAGCAGACGUUAUCACGAUGCAUCUUGGCACCAACGAUAUCGUGCAGCAGAACAAGCCGGUCAACGAUAUCAUUACUGCUUUCACGACUCUAAUCAGCGUGAUGAGAAAUAGCAAUCCUCGGAUGAAGAUCGUGGUGGCUCAGAUUAUUCCCAUGGGCUUCGGCAACUACAACACCCAGAUUCAGAACUUGAACAAGGCCAUCAUUCCCUGGGCUCAGGGCCUCAAUACCACCGAGUCGCCUAUCUGGGUCGUGGACCAAUACACAGGCUUCAGCGGCAGCGAUUUGCGCGACGGUGUCCAUCCCAAUGACGCGGGUGACACCAAGAUCAUGAACGUUUGGUACCCAGCUGUUGUCCGUGCUUUCCAGGUAGCCCAGGCAGACAAGAACGCUGCUGCUCCAAAGGUUGAGAUACCAUUCACCGCAUAGAGAGCGCCAAUAGCUCGUCUUAGGAUGAUAUGGAGAUAUAAUUCUCUCGGUGACGUUCCUGGUGGUGCUCUCUGAAUUUAUUUAUAUUGUACAUACGGAUUAUUGACCAAUAUUAUAUGUGUGUCGAAACGAAGCUCCGAUUGAAUAGUUUAACUUAUGACUAUUAUAACUCUUUAGGAUACUACGUGCCUGAAAUAUCAUCUCGCCAGAGCAUAAUAGAUAAUAGACCAUAUUAUUAACGGAGGUAAUUAUUUUAAGACGAUAUUGAUGGAUGGAUGAAUUAAUGAAG
Daldinia caldariorum is the source of this 1639-nucleotide messenger RNA. RefSeq names its product carbohydrate esterase family 3 protein. The transcript is spliced from 3 exons. The record is from RefSeq and is a predicted model, not a curated record. Gene Ontology annotation, molecular function: phosphatidylcholine lysophospholipase A1 activity. Bases 625 to 1350 code for a protein of 241 amino acids. Lineage: Eukaryota; Fungi; Ascomycota; Sordariomycetes; Xylariales; Hypoxylaceae.